AAUAAAAGCGCUGAUCUCGGCGUGACAGCUCAGAGCUGUCCACGUCAACACACCGAGAGAGCGGAGCGACGGCAGCAGCAGCAGCAAUGGAUUCCACGUCUCCGGAACCGUCCCUCUACACAGUUAAAGCAGUUUUUAUUCUCGACAAUGAUGGAAACAGACUUUUGUCAAAGUACUAUGACCCAGAGCUUUACCCCUCCAUGAAGGAGCAGAAAACCUUUGAAAGGAAUGUUUUUAACAAGACACACAAAGCAGACAAUGAAAUAGCUUUUCUGGAAGGCAUGACCAUCGUGUACAAGAGCAGUAUAGAUCUUUUCUUCUACGUUGUGGGAAGUGCUCAGGAAAAUGAGCUCAUGCUGAUGUCAGUACUUAACUGCCUGUUUGACUCCACCAGUCACAUCCUCAGGAAAAAUGUGGAGCGGAGGUGUUUAUUGGAAAACAUGGAAGGAGUGUUUCUUGUUGUGGAUGAAAUCAUUGAUGGGGGGGUGAUUCUGGAGAGUGAUCCACAGCAGGUCCUACAGAAAGUCAACUACAGGGCGGAUGAGAACCCAUUAACUGAACAAAGCGUGGCUCAGGUUUUGCAGUCAGCCAAGGAGCAGAUCAAAUGGUCUAUACUGAAAUGACUGAAAACAAAUCUGAUUUUCCAAAAAGAAUGUUUCCAGUCCCAAAGUUAUUUUACAGGGCCAAACUGAAGGGAUGGAUGUUACUGAAGUGAUGGCCAAUAGGCUGCCUUAGGUGUGUUUUUUGUGACAUUUUUUUUCUAUUGUGUGUGACAAGUAUUUAAUUCAUUUGGGAGUAAACAUAGCCCAUAUGUGGAGGUGCCAUUUAGCAAGCCAAAUGACACUUCUUAUUUUAUUAUCAUAAGUAAUAUGCAGGCAGCUAUCCAGUACCUGAAUUAUCAAAAGAAGUGCAAGAGAUUGGUGGAACAACAUUGUUCUCAGUCCCACCGAACUGAUCGUGGCUUCUGGGUUUCUUUGAAGAGUUAUGCUCCCCCCCCCCUUUCACAUUGUGUGUGUGUGUGUGUGUGUGUGUGUGUGUGUGUGUGUGUGUUUGACUGUGUCAACAAUAUUACAAAGCCAAAUUAAUUUCUAUUACAACACUACAAGAAUACAGAAGGUAAUACUAAAAGUUUGUUGUAUUGAGUUUCAAUUGACUCGUUACACUCAUGAUUUCCAUAAUGCUUCUUUGAAGCCCAAAAGCAAAUGCAGUUAUGUUUUAUGACACUAAGAAGGCACUGUGGUACAGAUGCAGGAAAUCUAAUUUAAGGAAAGUCUGCACAUGUGAAUGAAUUUUAGAACCAAUGGGAGCUUAAAAAAGAUAAAAAUAAAUAAAUAAAAAAGUGCACAGGAUCCUGUGGCCAGAGUUACAAAGAAUAUUGUCUAUUCUACUGUUGUGAUGAUAAUUAAAGAUUUUAAAAGACAUUACAUGUUUUGUUAGUGGAGAGAAAUAUGGCCAAAGAGAAACUAAUUAUUAUUUUUACAUAUCAAUGUUGUUUUCUCUGUCUGCAAGAGAGAUAAUAAAACUAUAUUUGUCCUGGUUUCA
Maylandia zebra (zebra mbuna) is the source of this 1542-nucleotide messenger RNA. RefSeq names its product COPI coat complex subunit zeta 2 (gene copz2). Gene Ontology annotation, biological process: intra-Golgi vesicle-mediated transport; retrograde vesicle-mediated transport, Golgi to endoplasmic reticulum; intracellular protein transport. NCBI's taxonomy places the organism in Eukaryota, Metazoa, Chordata, Actinopteri, Cichliformes, Cichlidae. The record is from RefSeq and is a predicted model, not a curated record. Gene Ontology annotation, cellular component: COPI vesicle coat.